Molecule: messenger RNA, 4143 nt
Organism: Pecten maximus
Lineage: Eukaryota; Metazoa; Mollusca; Bivalvia; Pectinida; Pectinidae
Product: dyslexia-associated protein KIAA0319-like protein
Exons: 28
Coding region: 160-3588 (1142 amino acids)
Cellular component (GO): plasma membrane; cytoplasmic vesicle
Source: RefSeq, a predicted model, not a curated record
GUAUUAAGGAAGUUCACAUGUAAAAUAUACACAGCAGUAACCAAUAUCGGCAGGGAGUACCAUAGAGCAGCAAUUUCACUUAAAAGCCACGUUUAACAGUGACUUGACCAUGACGGUUGUCUGUGCUGCCAUUCUGUGCGUGUCCAGUGUCGUGGGAGAAUGAGUCGGACUUGGGUCCUUGGGUGUGAUUUCUUCCUAUCUACAUUAUCUAAACAUGUGUUCAUCAUCGCUAUUCUAUCAUCAUUUCUAUUGUCAGGAAUAUGUACAGCAGAAAUCUGUGAUAAUGAGUUGACACCCGCUCAACUUAAAGCUGCCCUUCAUUACAAGUCGGUGCCAAGUCAACUUUACAAUGCUGGAAACUUCACACGGGAUUCGACAGCCAAAGAUAUCGUGGGCUGCAUCAUCAGCUGUUGUGAUCAACUAACCUGUGAUACUGUCUUAUACCACAACAACACAUGCUACCAUAUAAAGUGCAAUGCAUCAUGGGAAGGGGCAUGUGACCCCAUUACCAGUUCAGAUGAUAAAUUCAACAGUACUGUUUAUGUAGAGGUGCGGUCUGUAGAAUAUGUUACUCAAUCCCCACCAAAAGCUGAAGAGGGCAGGGGAGGGACAGCCUGUGAUCUUCAAACUCAUGCUGGUUGUCCAGAAAAUGAAGAAUGCAAGUUAAAUGAUCAGUUAGGGGCAGAAUGUCAGUGUAUACCUGGAUAUGCAAGAGACCUUGAAGGAAUUUGUAAAGCUUUGGAAGAUAAACCUACAAUGAUAUCAUGCGUGGUUGGGAUGACAGAAUCGUGUGGUAAAAACGAACGAUGUUAUGUCCCUGAUCAGAUGAAGACCAAUGCUGGUCUCUGUGUGUGUUUGGAUGGCUUCCACAGAGAUAACUCACGACAGUGCAUCAGUGACAAAGAAGAACCGUCACUUUGUGACAGCCAUAAAGAGAAUGAGUGUGGCGUUAAUGAGCGAUGUGAUGUUCCCGAUGGACUACCAACACACAUAGGCACAUGUGUGUGUGUGCUAGGAUACCAUCGUAACCAAGAUGAGCAAUGUGUCAUUGAUCCAGGGGAACCUGUUACUCCUGUGGCACCAGUGAUGACCACACUUGGACUUCCUCUAACUAAGAUGAAAACGUGCACCUACGGUAUGCCUGGCACCUGUCCUGAACACAUGAUCUGCUUCAUCCCGGAGGCCUCCAAGAAACGAACUGGUCUCUGUACCUGUGACACUGGCUACAAGAUGGAUCAGGAGGCUCAAUGUCACCUCAAAGAUGAGAGUGACGCAGUGACAGCUACUGUACCAUCAAUAGAAAACCACAUGGGAGGGAAAGUAGUCCCUAAGAAGCCAUCACCUACAGCUAUAGUACCACAAAUACAAGAACUGACCGUUUCUGCAGGAGACAAUAAAGUCAUCCGGCUGCCGAAGAACAAAGUCAGUCUGAGUGCUUUUGUGUUGGAAACCAAAGCCGAAGGUGAGACGUUUAGUUACGAAUGGACCCUGAUUACCUCCCCUGAGGGUGCCGAGACAGGAACAAUGGUCGGGAAAAACACAGAUACACUUAGUCUAACAAAGCUCAUAGCUGGCUUGUACUCCUUCAAGAUCAAAGUAACUGGAAAGAAUCGGGAGGGGUCAGAAAUGGUCAAUGUCACUGUUCUACCAGUUAUCAGGAAAAACCGUCCACCAGUUGCAAUUAUAAAACCAGCGAAACAAACCAUUAAAGUGCCAAACCUUGCCAUCCUGGACGGCUCAGUAAGUACAGAUGAUGAUAAGAUUACAAUGUACCACUGGGAAGAAGUGAGUGGACCAAUACAGGACCAACAGUUCAAAGACAACACAGCCAUUCUCAAACUCAAGAACUUAGCCCCAGGCAAAUACCAGUUCAAGUUGACAGUGACCGACUCAGAUGGAGCCAGGAACUCGACCGUUGCCAAUGUUACGGUCAUCAAAGAACUAGACUACCCUCCAAAAGCCAACGCCGGGUCAGAUAUUAUCAUCCGCCUCCCACAAAACACCGUGAAUCUUUGUGGAAACAUGAGCACCGAUGAUAAAGGAAUUGUAUCCUACGAGUGGAUUAAGUCAGCGGAUGAUAAACUAACAGCAGACAUGUCUGGUGUGAGGUCGGUCUGUCUAACACUAUCAAAUCUACAGGAGGGAGACUAUGCCUUUACUCUCAAGGUCACAGACACAGCUCAGCAAACCUCCUCCGCCGAUGUCAAUGUUUUUGUGAAAGCAGAGGUGAACAAGCCGCCCGUGGCAGUGACUGGGUUCCGUAAGACGGUGAAUCUUCCCCUUGACUACAUCGUGUUGGACGGCAGUAAGAGCUCUGACGACAAGGCUAUUACAAACUACCAAUGGAUGAUGAUCAACGGCCCUGCUGAUGUCAUGUUAGAGGACUCUACUAAAGCCAUUGCCAAGUUAAAGGGAAACAUUGCUGUGGGACAGUACCAUUUCACCCUCACAGUGGCCGACAAGGAAGAGCUCCACUCUACAGCUCAACUCUUCGUCAUUGUCGAGGAGAAUAUCAAUGAGCGACCUGUUGCUAAGGCAGGAAAAGAUCAGGUAGUUACACUUCCCCACAGCCUGGUCAGAAUAGACGGCUCCCGUUCCUCCGACGACAAGGGCAUUACAGACUACAAAUGGACUCGUAAUAGCAAGAGUCUGGCCGCGGGGGAUGUACUCAACGGAUCAGAUCAUCAGGCUGUUCUACAACUAACAAACCUGGUGGCGGGGCGCUUCAUCUUUACACUCAAGGUCACCGAUGAGGAAGGCCUGGAGAGCACCGACUCUGCUUCACUUGUGGUCAAGGCGGAUCCUCAUGCCGAUGAUGUCAUAGAACUCCUCAUUGAUGCAGAGAUAAGACAGUUCACUGAAGAAGACAAGGCAAAUCUAGAACAUGAGCUGACCUUAUUACUGCCGAAGUCCUCUAAGGGUGAUACGAUUGUACAGAUUGAGAGCUUGGAGAAGGAGACAAGUCAGGGCGUGGUGAGGGUGACAUUUUACGCCCUGACAGUGGGGAAGGACUACCGGUCAUUCCGGAGUGGUAUUGAGACACAAAAGCUGUUAAAACAGAAAAUUAAAGAUUCAGGGUCACACCUCCUCAACUUCCGUGUUUUGGCCAUCGAAACUGAGGUUUGUCAAAAUAACUGUUCAAACCAUGGCCACUGUGAUAUUAAAACAAGGAAGUGUGUGUGUGAGGCGUUCUGGAUGCAGGAUCUCUUUGUUGCCUAUUUUAUGGAUGGAGAGAGUAAUUGUAAUUGGAGUGUGCUGUAUGUGGUGAUUAUCACGUUUCUGGUCGUUGUCAGUCAGGCUGCCAUGGUCUGGGGCAUCGUCUGUUUCUGUAAAAAACGCAGGUGUAAGUGUAAAUGGAGGACAAAGAAAAGACAUAGGUACUCCCUGUUACAGGAGGUUGAUUAUAAAGACGAGAUGGAACUCUUACCUAAAGGAAAAAUCCAAAACAGCAGUGUGAUGAUAUCUGAGUCAGACUUUACUAGUGAUGAAGAAACUUUAUUUGUGAAUCAUAAAAAGACAAAUGGGUUUGUGCAGAAACCACUAAAUGGUAUUUCUAAACAACAUUUAAAGACAAAGUUAAAAACCUGAAACAAGGCAGUGAAUCACUCUACAUUAUAAUCAUACCUGGGUAGUUAAAAUUCAUUGUGACCUGAGACUAUUCCGGACUGAUGAAACCUUGUGAUCUUCAGAGGACAGAAAAAUUAUUAUCUAUUAUGAAAUCUACUACCAUUCCUGUCUACAAAACUUUUCCUGAGAGAGCGCUGACAUUCCAGGAUAUCAAAGUGAGGGUGGUCACACACAAAUUUCCAGUUGAAGUAAAUCCUCAUUUUGUACCAGCAGGAAGCCCAUGCCAGUUGAUCUCAUUCCAGAAUAUAAAGGCUCCUGGGAUUCCUGGCUGGUAUUAAAGUGUUCUCAAAUACAUUGUACUGUGGUCUUAUCUGAGAUUUCCCACGUGAAGUGGAUGGCUGGAGAUUUUCUGUCAUAACCAAUGUUUUAUUUAGGUGCGGCUCAUACAUUGAUCUUAAAUUUAUUCACCAUGAAAUGUUGGGUAGGAUCAUACACCAUGACUUGUCGGGUAGGAUCAUACACCAUGACUUGUCGGGUAGGAUCAUACACCAUGACUUGUUGGGUAGGAUCAUACAC